GCUGUUCCUCCAAGUCAUUCAAGCUGUACUCCCCAAAGGAGCCCCCCAACGGAAGUGCUUUCCCCCCCUUCCACCCCGGCACCAUGCUGGACAGAGACGUGGGCCCGACGCCCAUGUAUCCCCCCACAUAUCUGGAGCCGGGCAUCGGGAGACACACACCUUAUGGGAAUCAGACAGACUACAGGAUAUUUGAACUCAACAAACGGCUUCAGAACUGGACGGAGGAGUGUGAUAAUCUGUGGUGGGACGCUUUCACUACUGAAUUCUUUGAGGAUGAUGCUAUGCUCACUAUCACAUUUUGUCUGGAGGACGGUCCGAAACGAUACACGAUCGGUCGGACGCUGAUUCCUCGUUACUUCAGGAGUGUGUUUGAGGGCGGCGCUAACGAGCUCUACUACGUCCUGAAACACCCUAAAGAGUCUUUCCACAACAACUUCGUGUCUCUGGACUGCGAUCAGUGUACUAUGGUCACGCAGAACGGCAAACCCAUGUUCACUCAGGUGUGUGUGGAGGGCCGUCUGUACCUGGAGUUCAUGUUUGAUGACAUGAUGAGAAUAAAGACGUGGCAUUUCAGCAUCCGGCAGCACAGAGAACUCAUUCCCCGCAGCAUCCUGGCCAUGCAUGCACAGGACCCACAGAUGUUGGAUCAGCUUUCCAAAAACAUCACCAGAUGCGGCCUGUCAAACUCCACCCUCAACUACCUCAGAUUGUGUGUAAUCCUGGAGCCCAUGCAGGAGCUGAUGUCCAGGCACAAGACGUACAGUCUGAGUCCCCGAGACUGUCUGAAGACGUGUCUGUUCCAGAAGUGGCAGAGGAUGGUCGCUCCACCAGCCGAACCAGCCAGACAGGCGCCAAGUAAGCGGCGGAAGCGUAAGAUGUCGGGCGGCAGCACCAUGAGCGCAGGCGGCGGAACAAACAACAACAGCAACAGCAAGAAGAAGAGCCCAGCAAACAGUUUCCCGCUGUCUAGUCAGGUCCCGGAUGUGAUGGUGGUGGGUGAGCCCACGCUGAUGGGCGGCGAGUUUGGAGACGAGGACGAGCGUCUGAUCACGCGGCUGGAGAACACGCAGUUUGACGCCGCUAACGGUAUCGACGACGAGGACAGCUUUAACAACUCGCCCGCGCUGGGCGCCAACAGCCCCUGGAACAACAAGCCUCCGUCCAGCCAGGAGGGCAAGAACGACAACCCCACCUCACAGGCGUCUCAGUGAGACUGGGGGUGGGGCGGGAGGGGGCGGAGCCAACGGGAGUGUUGGGCAUCCAAUGGGAAGAAAGAGGUGCAUUCAUCUACCUGCAGCUGCUCUUCCUGUCAGCAGAGGACCAGAGAUGAGCAUCAAACAGAAACACACAGGACAGUUUUGAACCGAGCGCUCGUGGUUUUGUUGGUGUUUUACGGGGACGAAACUCCUCUGAGGAGCCUGUAGAUAGUUCACAUGUUUAAGUUAAGACGGAACGGAGAAAUCUGACCACGUAAACCGCCAACAAGACAAACCGAGCCUGUCGACAAACAUCCAGCUCCUGUUUCACCCCAAAACCACGUUACAUUUUGCAUGUUGAAAAUAAAACAUGAGAACAUCUUUAUUUUUACUAAUAAUCAUAUUUUAAAAGGUAAUUUUCUGUUCCCUGCAAUUAUAACACUGUAUUGCAGUAAUAGAAACUAUAAAAUUAAUUUUAAAUAAGCAUAAAUCAAAACACUACCGUGAAAUAUAAAUACGCUUUACAUAAAGCCUUUAUAUAUAGUGCAUUAUGAGUAUUUUAAUGCAUUAAUUAUGCCUUGUAUUGCAACUCUAUUCAUUGUUACGCCUUUAGAAAGUAUAAUGCAUUGCAAUGCAAAUAUAACGGAGCAUUAUGAAUAUCUUUAUAAUGCAUUAUGCACAAAGGCUUAAAGUAAAGUGUUACCAUAGAUACGUUUCAAUUUAAAUCUUUUUCUGUUGCUUUGCAUUACAGUAAAGAGAAUUUGCAGGAGAAAAUGUUUAAUCGCAAAAAAAAAAUCCUUGUUGUUUUAAAAAAUACACUAGAUAAUUUCUUAUUUUUGCAUAAUUUUGGAGUGAAAUGUGAGCUGGACGCGUUCUGCUCUCAAACACAACGGACAUUUGAAACAUGAAGAGCGUUUCAACUCAGACACGUUUUGGAGAAUUUUAUCCGUGUUUUAUACCAGCCUCUAUUUCCCUAGAAUGUUUUUAUUUGGUUUCUUUUAUUUUUUUUGCCGACGUUGAAAGCUGCAAACCAAGGAGUAACAGAACCGUCAAGGUUCUUAAAGAUUUCAACCCUCAGAUUCUAUUGGUUUGUAUUAUUUUUUAAAGAGAGUCAUUUAGUGUGGGCUUUUGGUUCAUUUUUGUGUACUUGUGCUUGUAUAUUUAAGGUAGUAGCAGAGUUCUGUAUAACUGUAUUGAGAUGUAUUCCUCCUUAGAGUUACAUAAAGCCAUUCUGAUCUAAUGUGUAAAAAGAGAAAAACACAUCAACCUCGUCUUUCCCCCUCUUUAUUAUCAUUUUUUAAUUUGUGUAAAACUGAUUAAUUGAAAUCAAGGGCACAGUCUGUGUUUGUCGCCUGAUAGUUUCAGAUCUGUCUCAGAAGACGCUUGUUUUCUGUGUUUUGUUUCGUUCUCUCACACACAUGAACGUUUCGUCUGUUGAAGGGAGACCAGCUGUGAUCAACGAGACAUGUUGUUUUUUCACCCACACCCAAUAAUACUGAAGCCUUUGAACUCGAUUUUUGUACUAUUUGAUUUUUUUCUCUCUCUUUCUGACCAGCCGAAUCAAUCUGAAUGAAUUUAAGGUCUGCACUUGCGAUUGAAACAAACCUUUAACCUUGUAGAUGCCCCUGUUUGAUAUAACUUUGUUUUCUUAAUUUCUGCCCUUGAUUAAAUUAAUGUAUGGAACCAAUAAAAUAUGAAUUUUCACUUUAA
Messenger RNA from Ctenopharyngodon idella (grass carp), 2906 nucleotides. RefSeq names its product LIM-domain binding 1b (gene ldb1b). Lineage: Eukaryota; Metazoa; Chordata; Actinopteri; Cypriniformes; Xenocyprididae. Gene Ontology annotation, biological process: positive regulation of transcription by RNA polymerase II; negative regulation of transcription by RNA polymerase II; nervous system development. Gene Ontology annotation, molecular function: LIM domain binding. The record is from RefSeq and is a predicted model, not a curated record. The transcript has 10 exons. Bases 84 to 1211 code for a protein of 375 amino acids. Gene Ontology annotation, cellular component: nucleus; transcription regulator complex.